Molecule: messenger RNA, 939 nt
Organism: Didymosphaeria variabile
Lineage: Eukaryota; Fungi; Ascomycota; Dothideomycetes; Pleosporales; Didymosphaeriaceae
Exons: 3
Coding region: 1-939 (312 amino acids)
Molecular function (GO): protein binding
Source: RefSeq, a predicted model, not a curated record
AUGGCUGCACACGGCGCAGCAGAUUCACGCCAUCUGAUCGAGGUCAAAGUCGCGCCUGGCAAAGGUCUAGGCUUGUUCGCACAAGCUGACAUACCGCGUGGAACUCGUAUCAUCGCAGAAGCAGCGCUACUUGGAAAGAACGUCGAUUACACCGCGAAGGAUGUCGUGAAGGAAUUCAGAAGCCUCAGCCCUACACUGCAAAGCCAGUACCUGGGGCUCCAUGGGUGUAUGCCGGAGGACGUCAAGGGCCAAAUCGAGCUGGAGCUUGGCCAGAAGUUGGAGAACCUCUCAGCGCUCCACCGCAAAGUGUUUGCAAUUUAUGCAGCCAACGCUAUCGGUCGAAUUAUCUACCUCCAUGGGUCACUCUUCAACCACUCCUGCAUUCCGAACGUCCACUUCGCGUACAACUCAACGCUUGGCAUGGAGACUUUUCAUGCUGUGCGCGACAUCCUGGAAGGAGAGGAAUUGACUGUUUCGUAUAUCAACGGCAUCAUUCUUACUCGAAGCCAACGACAAGAAGCGCUCGAGAGGUGGGGUUUCUUAUGCGCCUGCCCAGCAUGUGCCGACACGGAGGAAGCCAGAAAGGCCGACGUCAAGCGGGCACAAAUGUUCGACCUCGACCAGCAGCUCGCCAUAUACUUUCGCCGUGAACACUGGGAAAGAUUUCGCAAGUUGGCACAGAAGCAAGCAGCUUUGCAGCGUUCCGUCGGGUUCAGCGGUGGGGAGCUGAGCAGCACGUACGCCAAAAUUGCCUGGGCAUGCCAGCAAUUGGGUGACAGGGGAAUGGAACUUCUGUGGGCAUGCAAAAUCUUGGAUAUCGACCUCCACUGCCUGGGACCCGAUCAUCCCGACUGCGAGUGGUUGGAGGAACAGGUGCCGAAAGUGGCCGCAGUAAUAGAGAACCAGGCCGCAGUCGAUGACUCCGGAGUCAACCAGUAA